Linum tenue is the source of this 444-nucleotide messenger RNA. The record is from the annotation of a GenBank genome assembly. NCBI's taxonomy places the organism in Eukaryota, Viridiplantae, Streptophyta, Magnoliopsida, Malpighiales, Linaceae.
CAAUUGCAAGGUAUAGGGAAUUGAGGAGCAAGUACGAUGGAAGUAUCGACUGUUUGGUUCAAAGCUAACCAAGCAAUUUCGACUCUCCCUCUCAAUAACGGAUCAAAGAGGCAAAAAGAAGAAUGUCAACCGGCUGAUGGAGUUGAAUUUGCUCAUCAAAACUCAACCCAUGAACAUCACAAAGCAAAGCGUCAUGUUAAGAACAAGUACGUGCAUGCAAGGUGGUGAAGAUCUCGUUUGUAAGGUCUCAUUGGAAUUUGGAAGAGAAGUAUCUAUGGAUCCAACGAUUGUUGUGACAUUUUAAUUAUAUCUGCAAUUUUGGGUCUUAUCAAAUAAGAAGGCAAUCGAUUAAUAAGGUUAGAAUAUGUUGCACAAGAAAGGUCGGUUUGUAACGUCAGCUUAAAUCUUGAUACCUUCGAAAUUUUUUAUUACAUUAAUGGUCAC